Molecule: messenger RNA, 312 nt
Organism: Symbiodinium natans
Lineage: Eukaryota; Dinophyceae; Suessiales; Symbiodiniaceae
Source: the annotation of a GenBank genome assembly
AUGGUCAUGCUGACACCUCACUUGGAGGUGCUCAAUGAGGGCAAAGGCUCCCAGAGCGACUCCAAGGAUACCGGCAGCUUUCGAAGUGUUAAGAAACGUCGAACCGGCACUAGCUCGGCGUUCGACUCUGCGCCCGCCACCGACGAGCAGCUUGUGGCGGCCGUGAAAGCAUUCUACAACUGGUGCCAGGCGCCGAAGAGUCCGCUGAGGUCCAUGCUCUUCCUGCUGUCGGGCGGCAACACGUUCUACACCUCUCAUUGCGCAGGGUUGGUGGCCAGGGCCUGCAUUCAGCACAAGCCGAUGACCGAAUAA